Messenger RNA from Durusdinium trenchii, 2590 nucleotides. The record is from the annotation of a GenBank genome assembly. NCBI's taxonomy places the organism in Eukaryota, Dinophyceae, Suessiales, Symbiodiniaceae.
CAGAUGUUACUCCGUGCAAUCAGUCGGCAAAACGUAAACCCAUCGUCUCCGACGUAAAUCUUCCCCGCUCGACUGAGCCAGAGCUGCAGAGCCGUAGAGCCAUGUCUUGAGAUGACAUGCCGCAGAGCCGUGCUGGUGACCGACAAGGACUAGGCUUGACUUCGGAGAAACACCUGGAGGUUUGCCAAAGGUCUUGAACGAUUUAGACACGCCGCCUCCCACCACUGGCUGAUCAACAGGACGAAAGGCCUGAAUGCCAGGAGGCCGAUGCCAUCAGUAAAUGAACUUGCAAAGACUGUCAACUUGGCUACGGCACUGCAACUCCUGGGAUUGGCAGAGGCAACGUUUGCAACGCUGUUUGCGGCGAUUUGCGGUCCCCUCUCUCCACCAAGUUUGCAAGUUUUCGGGCUGUUGAGUGCAGAAGCUGUUCAGCGUGCCCUCUCGUCAAUUCAAGGCAGCAAAGAACGGAGGUCCCUGGCGCUCCUGUGGCGCGGGGCCCGACGAGGCCAGGGUCUGCCAGAUCAGGAGCUCCUCGUAGAAUCCGAGCCACCCGAGCCACCCGUGCGGCCGAAACUGAGGCUGUCAGCCUACAAGGUGCCCAAGGCGAGUCGAAAUUCUCCACACCUAACCCAAAGUGGUGACGAGCCGUUGCUUGUCAAGGGUGCGUCCUACAGCCAUGGCCUGGAUGGUUUGCGUGCAGUCUUCUCGGCUGGUACCAACUUGUCAGCCCCAGUGCCAAAGUCGCGCUGGGAUCACGAACAAUACUAUGACCCAGAUGGGAGGUCGGGCAUCUAUGCAAAGCAUGCAGCCUGUAUUGGUUUACCGCAACCCAUCGAUGCCGCCUUCUUCGGCUUGGAAGAAGAGGAAGCUUCCCAUAUGGAUCCUAUGCAACGUUCCUGCCUUUUAGAGGGGUUUGCCGCAGUCCGAUCUGCCAAGAUGACGCGCAAGGGCUUGCUCAAUAGCUGUUGCGGAGUUUAUGUUGGCAGCAUGAACUUUGAUCACGCAAUGUCUGAGGCUGGACUCUAUGAUCGUGGCAAUGUGGCCAUGCUAUCGAGUAGAAUCUCACAUGUGCUUGGUUUGCGUGGUCCGUCCCUUUUCAUGGACACAGGCUGCUCCUCCUCUCUGGUAGCUGCUGAUUUGGCAGCGAAUCACCUCCGCCGUGGGCGGGCCAGCUUGACCUUGGCCCUGGGUGUCAACCACUUGCUUAGCCCACUGAUGUUCCACGGCCGCUGUGCGAUCAACCUGCUUUCACGAGUUGGCCAUUCGGCACCCUUCAACGCCACCGCGGAUGGAUAUGUUGUGGGCGAGGGUUGUGGCGCCAUCGUGCUUGGCCGAAGUGGUACGCCGAUGGCAAUCUACCGUGGAAGCCAUGUGAUGGAGGAUGGCCGCAGUGCCCAGCUCACGGCACCCAGCGGGCCUGCGCAGCAAGAGCUCUUGCGGGAGACCUGGCGGCGCUGCCGCAUCGCCAGCUCAGAGCUUGUGGCCUCAGAGUGCCAGGCAAACGGCUCCUUGCUGGGGGAUCCGAUUGAGAUGGGAGCCAUUGAGAAGGUUCAUGGCCCGCGUCCAGAUCCGUUCAUUUUGAUGUCGGGCAAGUGCAACAAAGGACAUGGCGAAGGAGUCGCUGGUAUUACGACCUUGCUGAAAAUCCUGUUCUUACAGGACCGACAUGUUCCACCUCUUGUCCACUUCAACCGUCUGAAUGCUCACAUCGAUUCCGGGCAGAUGCCCAUGCUCUUCUGUGGUGAGUUGACUGCCUCGCCACGCACCGUGAAGGCCUGUGGCUCUUCCUUCGGAUUUGGUGGUGUGAACGCCCAUGUGCUGCUAGAGGGGAUUGAGGUGGCUACCCGGAUCGAUGCAGCUCCACAGGCACCGACCGUGGCACCUCCGGUGCGGCCUUCUCCUAGCUCAAUCGGCACCUCCAGACCAAAAAUACCCGUGGCUGAAGCCAAGCUCUUGCUACGCAAGAUGGUGGCAUCCCUUACGGAGGAAGAGGAAGCACCUCAGAUGGAUGUCCCGUUGGUGGAGACAGGUCUGGACAGCUUGGCAGCUGUCCAACUUCGAAACAACUUGCAGCAGGAGACAGCACUGUCUCUACCCAGUACUUUGAUGUUCGACUACCCGACCAUGCAGGCGAUGGCCGAGUUCAUCUCAGAGUCUGCUGGGUCACAGGUACAGUUGACCACAGCCAUAGCAACUGCUCCAGCUGCUCCAGCUUCCACUGGUUCUGUUUCGAGCGAAAGCCCAGCAAGCCCUGGUGCAGCUUUGACCAUGGCAGAUGUGACCCGAGUGAUUGCUGGCGGUGUGCGAGAGGCUUUAGGAGAAGAACCUCCAGUUGAUACACCCUUGACUGAGGUUGGCCUCGACAGCUUGGCGGCCGCCAACCUGCGGAAUCAGCUACAGAGCAGCUUCGCAGUGAAGCUCCCGGGUACCUUGCUGUUUGAGCAUCCCUCCAUCUCGGAGGUUAGUGCCUUCGUAUCAGAGGCAAUCGCGCAAAAGUGCCACGUGGCAGUUCCUGAAGCAUCAGGAUCUUGAGAUAGUUUCCUUUCUGACUUGUGCAUUUCGAUACAUUUUGUGCAUUUCUAUUUUCAAC